UGCAACACGCUUCCUCCAGUAGCCACCGGCGCCGGACUCCGUGUCAGGUGUCGCUAUGUUGUCCUUGCGGCGGGCGCUGCGCUCUGUCUGUUACCAUGUCGGCGGACGUACCGUCAGCACCGGCUGGGCCCCGGUGGGAGCCGCCUUCAAUGUCAAGCAGCACCGCAGGCUGGAUGUGCUCAGCAAGAAAACGGGUCUUUUUGGGGUUCCCGAAUUAAGCUCUCCGGAAGGAUUUCAGAGUGUUCAAGAUACUGCAUUAAAGACAACUGAGAGCCUGCUGGAAAAAGUGUGUUCUACUCCACCAGGGGCUGAGACUGUGAGGAUAUUUGAUCAGCUGUCUGAUGAACUUUGCAGAGUUGCAGAUCUGGCUGAUUUUGUGAGAGUAGCUCAUCCUGACUCUUCAUUCAGAGAAGCAGCUGAGGAAGCCUGCAGAACCAUUGGCACCAUGGUAGAGAAGUUAAAUACGAACAUCGAGCUAUGCCAAAGUUUGAAGAACCUUUUAGAAAAUAAAUCUGUAAUGGAUUCAUUAGAUCCGGAAACAAGACGGGUGGCUGAGCUGUUUUUAUUUGACUUUGAAAUAAGUGGAAUCCACUUGGAUGAGGAUAAGCGCCAAAAAGCAGUGAACCUAAAUGUAGCCAUUUCAGACUUAAGCAGUGACUUCCUAUUGGGUUCCAACAUCCCUAACAGAGUUGAAAGACACGUUCUACCUGAUCACAUCCGAUCGCAGUUUAUGUGGGAUGGGAAAUACAUACAAAUCAGUGGUCUACAUGCAGAUUCGCCAGAUGACCUGGUACGUGAAGCAGCCUACAAGAUUUUCCUUUAUCCCAGUGCAAGACAGUUAAAAUGCUUGGACGAAUUGCUUGCAAAUAGAAAUCUUUUAGCUCAGCUUGUUGGUUACCCAACCUUUGCACACAGAGCUUUAUUGGGGACCAUGGCUAAAACCCCAGAAAAUGUGAUGAUGUUCCUUGAAAAGUUAUCCAGUAAAUUGCGUGAACGUACAGUGAAAGACUUCGAAAUGAUGUCUGCAAUGAAGAUGAAGUUAAACCCUCUGAAUGCGAAUUUGAUGCCUUGGGAUCCCCCGUUUUAUGCUGGCAUUGUGCGUGCCGAGAAGUAUAAUAUAGAACCCAGCCUGUAUUCACCAUUCUUCUCUCUUGGUGCCUGCAUGGAGGGGUUAACCUUCCUUUUUAAUCAGCUUCUUGGCAUCACGCUGUAUUCUGAAGAACCGGAGAAAGGAGAGGUUUGGCAUGAAGACGUUCGCAAGCUGGCUGUAGUGCAUGAAAACGAAGGCUUGUUGGGAUAUAUUUAUUGUGACUUCUUCCAUAGAGCCGAGAAACCUCCUCAGGACUGUCACUUUACUAUACGUGGAGGCCGACUUAAAGAAAAUGGAGAAUAUCAACUUCCUGUUGUUGUUCUAAUGCUGAAUUUUCCUCCGUCAACAAAAGGUUCUCCUACGCUGCUAACUCCAGGCAUGAUGGAAAACCUGUUCCAUGAAAUGGGCCAUGCGAUGCAUUCCAUGCUGGGGCGGACACGCUAUCAGCAUGUCACGGGUACCCGAUGUUCUACGGAUUUUGCUGAAGUUCCAUCUAUCCUUAUGGAAUACUUUGCAAGUGACUACCGAGUAGUAAACCAAUUUGCACGGCAUUACCAGACUGGGCAGACUUUGUCAAAACCUAUGGUUUCCCGACUAUGUGAAUCUAAAAAGGUUGCAGCAGCAUCCGACCUGCAGCUUCAGGUUUUUUACUCCAUUUUGGAUCAGAUCUACCACGGAAAACAUCCACUCAAAGGUUCAACAACAGAUAUUUUAAAGGAAACCCAGGAAGAGUUUUAUGGCUUACCAUAUGUACCGCAAACAGCUUGGCACUUGCGAUUUAGCCAUCUUGCAGGAUAUGGUGCCAAAUAUUACUCUUAUCUGAUGUCAAGAGCAGUUGCCUCCAUGGUAUGGAAGCAAUGCUUCAUGAAAAAUCCAUUCGACAGGGCGAUGGGAGAGCGUUAUCGCCAGGAGAUGCUGGCACAUGGUGGUGGAAAAGAGCCCCUGCUCAUGGUUCAAGGCAUGCUUCAGAAGUGCCCCUCGGUGGACGAUUUUGUGGACGCACUUGUUUCAGAUUUGGAUCCGGAUUUUGAAACAUUCCUGAUGGACUCUGAGUAGCUGGAUCAAUCCGUACAGAAUUAAUUACUUUUGGCACAAACACUUGACAACCUGUACUUUAAUUUGUGCCUUAGUUUAAAAAUAAAUAAAUAAAAAAAAGUAUUAAAACCUGUUCAAAUGUUUUUAAAAUCUAUAUUUUCCUAGUGUUUGGAUAUGCCACAGAUACGUAUCCAGCAUCCUUAAACUUAAUUUGAAAAAUAAACAUUUAUUCAUACUGUCUUAGUCCUGAGGAUUGUUAGCACUUUAAUUGAGUGGAUGUGUAUUUGUGUUUUUUUGUUUGUUUUUUAGCAUUUUUCCUUACCUGGA
This is a messenger RNA of Pelobates fuscus (common spadefoot toad), 2452 nucleotides long. It is a transcript of the gene MIPEP, whose product is annotated as mitochondrial intermediate peptidase. Gene Ontology annotation, biological process: peptide metabolic process. The transcript is spliced from 19 exons. Gene Ontology annotation, cellular component: mitochondrion. The record is from RefSeq and is a predicted model, not a curated record. Bases 56 to 2146 code for a protein of 696 amino acids. Gene Ontology annotation, molecular function: metalloendopeptidase activity. Lineage: Eukaryota; Metazoa; Chordata; Amphibia; Anura; Pelobatidae.